AUGCACUCCCUACGGCUUCAAUCUGUGGUUCCUUUGCUUUUGAUCACUUACUUUCUUUCGAUCAACGGUGAGUCGAGUCUAAGCCAGGAUGAUCUACCAUAUGCAAACUGCGGCGAAGAUAUUAACUGCGGUGGCAUCAGACUCUCGUACCCGUUUCGGGGAGUAAACCGAGCUAAUUACUGUGGUCCGCCAGGGUUCGAUGCGGAAUGCCUAGAUAAUGUCCCCAUGAUCAGCAUAUCGAGUAUCAACUACAGAAUUCUUAAAACCAACUAUAGUGCUCCCUCUGUUACAGUUGCCAGGCAGGACUAUUGGGAAACUAUCUGCCCUCAGACUUAUGUCAACACCAACAUCAACUUCUCUCUGUUUGAUUAUACUUCUGGGCUUACAAACCUGACCUUUUACUAUGGGUGUGCAAGUAUAAAUACCCCGGGGCUUAACUCUAGUUCCCAACCUUGCGAUACAAACAACGACAAUGUUACGUAUGUCGUGGGAAGUCUCCCAUUUGAUCCCGUCGCUAACGGUACCUGUAAAAAUUGGGUCAGUAUUCCGGUUUUUACGACAGCUGCUCUGGCUCUAGAGGCCAAUCGAACAACUAUCGAGGAAGUGGUAGAUGGGGGCUUUGAAUUGGGAUUGCAGAUCGAUAAUAUUCAAUGCACCAAUUGUGUGGAAUCAGGAGGGAAGUGUGGGCUUAACACGAAAAAUGGUGGAUUCAGUUGCUUUUGCCUCGAUCAGACCUAUGCAACCGUAUGUAAUGCAACUGCACCCGGAGCAGAAGUUUCAGGAAAUAAGAAGGAAAUUGCAAUAGGUUUGGCUGUUGGUGGAUUUUCCGUGAUAAUAAUCAUUCUUUGUAUUAUUAUAUGCAUAUUGUGGAAGCAAAAUGUCCGAAAAUCGCCCCCACACAUAUCAAGAAAAAGAAUGGUCUUAUUCGUCAAGAAAGAUAAGAGGGAUGAGUUUGAUGUUGAGGCAUUUAUAAGGAACUAUGGAUCGCUUACUCCAAAGCGGUAUACCUAUGCAAAUGUCAGGAAAAUGACAGACUCUUUCAGAGACAAACUAGGUCAAGGUGGAUAUGGAACCGUGUACAAAGGCAGGCUACCUGAUGGGCUUCUGGUGGCGGUCAAAGUCCUAAGCGAGUCCAAGGGUAAUGGAGAAGACUUUGUUAAUGAAGUUGCUAGCAUUGGUAGAACCUCCCAUGUCAACAUAGUCACUCUUUUUGGAUUCUGUUACGAGGGGGACAAAAGAGCUUUGAUUUAUGAGUUCAUGCCUAAUGGAUCUCUGGAUAAUUUCAUACAUAAGCACGGAUCUGAAAUGGCAAAUUUUCGAUUAGAAUGGAAAACGCUAUCUGAAAUUGCAGUUGGUAUUGCUCGAGGACUAGAAUACUUACACGGUGGAUGUAACACAAGAAUUUUGCAUUUUGACAUAAAGCCACAGAACAUUCUUCUCGACAAAGAUUUUCGCCCAAAAAUCUCUGAUUUUGGCCUUGCCAAAUUAUGCAAAACGAAGGACAGUAUUGUAUCGAUGAUGGGCACAAGAGGGACUGCAGGAUACAUUGCACCAGAAGUGUUUAGUCGGAACUUUGGAGGAGUGUCUCACAAAUCUGAUGUUUACAGCUACGGGAUGUUGGUUCUUGAAAUGGUUGGGGCAAGAAAGAAUUUGGAUUCGGGAGUGUCUCAUACGAGUGAAAUGUUUCCACAUUACAUUUAUAAAGAUCUAGAGCUAGACAAGGAUGAGAAUGUUUUUGGGGCAAUCACAGAGGAGGAAAAAGAAAUAGCAAGAAAGAUGGUAUUAAUAAGUCUCUGGUGCAUUCAGACCAAUCCUUCUGAUCGGCCAUCAAUGACCAAAGUUGUAGAGAUGUUGGAAGGACCCCUUCAUUCCUUGCAAAUUGCGCCCAAGCCUUUCUUGUUUUUUCCUACAAUAGCUGCAGAAGACUUGGCACUGGAAUAUUGAUAGAGGAAAAACAAAUAUACAUAGAAUAAUACCUUUAUCAGGACCUCUUCCCUAAUUGUCAUGCCUAUGUUUCACCUCUUUUUUGUCCCCUAGAUCACUCCGACUUUAGCCUAAAAAUAGUUGCAGUCCCUUGUACUUCAAUCUCUGACAGAUUAUCAACACAAAUCUUUACCGAUUAUCAAUUCCCGAGGGGAAUUUUAUUGUUUACAGCAACUAUCUCAUUUAU
Prunus mume (Japanese apricot) is the source of this 2170-nucleotide messenger RNA. Its product is annotated as LEAF RUST 10 DISEASE-RESISTANCE LOCUS RECEPTOR-LIKE PROTEIN KINASE-like 2.1. The record is from RefSeq and is a predicted model, not a curated record. NCBI's taxonomy places the organism in Eukaryota, Viridiplantae, Streptophyta, Magnoliopsida, Rosales, Rosaceae. Gene Ontology annotation, biological process: protein phosphorylation. Gene Ontology annotation, molecular function: ATP binding; polysaccharide binding; protein kinase activity.